GCGUAGAGCGCCCGCCCCUCUCGGCUGCCCGACGCUCGCGGCUCGCGCCCAGGCUCGCGAUGGGGAAGAAGUCUCGGGCGGUACCCGGCCGCAGGCCCAUUUUGCAGCUCUCUCCGCCGGGCCCCAGGAGCAGCACGCCGGGCCGGGACCCGGAGCCGGAACCCGACGUCGAAGCGGACUCUACGGCUUUGGCGGCGGCACCCAGUCAGCCAGCCCCAGUGACGAUUCCGGUGACGGCGGCGGCGGCGGCGACGACGACCGUGGUGAUUGCCGCCACCGCGGCUCCGGAAGAUUUUCCUUCAGAAGAAGAUGAGCAGGAAGUCAUGGCGGAGGUUCCCAGAGUUGUUCAGAAUCCCCCCAAACCAGUCAUGACCACCAGGCCCACAGCCGUGAAAGCAACAGGAGGCCUGUGCUUACUUGGUGCCUAUGCUGACAGUGAUGAUGAAGAGAGUGAUGUUGCAGAAAAAACAGCACAGUCUAAAGAGGCAAAUGGAAACCAGUCAGCUGAUAUUGACAGUACAUUGGCCAACUUCCUAGCGGAAAUUGAUGCUAUAACGGCUCCUCAGCCUGCAGCUCCUCUAGGAGCUUCUGCCCCACCUCCAACUCCACCUCGACCAGAACCAAAGGAAUCAUCAGCAUCUGCCCUUUCUUCCACUGCUUCAAAUGGAACAGACUCAACCCAUACAUCAGGGUGGCAAUAUGAUACUCAGUGUUCAUUGGCAGGAGUUGGAAUUGAGAUGGGAGAUUGGCAAGAAGUCUGGGAUGAAAACACAGGGUGCUAUUAUUAUUGGAAUACACAGAGCAAUGAAGUGACUUGGGAAUUACCCAAGUAUCUUGCCACCCAGGUGCAGGGAUUACAACAUUACCAACCUAGUUCUGUAACAGGUACUGAAGCUAGUUUUAUGGUAAAUACAGACAUGUAUAUCAAGGAGAAGAAUGCUUCUGUUUCUAGUAGCAAAAGUGGACCUGUUACAGCCAAGCGAGAAGUUAAAAAGGAAGUAAAUGAAGGAAUUCAGGCUCUCUCAAAUAAUGAGGAAGAGAAGAAAGGGGUGGCAGCAUCACUGCUUGCUCCUUUAUUGCCUGAGGGAAUAAAGGAGGAAGAAGAGAGAUGGAGGAGAAAAGUAAUUUGUAAAGAAGUAGAGCCAGUUUCAGAAGUAAAAGAAACAAGUGCAACAGUAGAAGAAGCAGCGACAGUUGUGAAGCCACAGGAAAUGGCAUUGGACAAUAUAGAAGACCCUUCUCAGGAGGACCUUUGCAGUGUUGUUCAGUCUGGAGAAAGUGAAGAGGAAGAGGAACAAGACACCCUUGAACUGGAGCUAGUUUUAGAAAGGAAAAAGGCAGAGUUACGAGCCUUGGAGGAAGGAGAUGGUAGUGUGUCAGGGUCUAGUCCAUGUUCUGAUACUAGCCAGCCAGCGUCUCAAGAUGGAACACGCAGACUGGUGUCUAAAAGAGGGAAAUGGAAGAUGUUUGUCAGAGCUACCAGUCCAGAAUCCACCAGCCGGAGUUCUAGCAAAACUGGAAGAGAGACUCCAGAAAAUGGAGAACCUGCGACAGGUGCUGAAAAUACAGAAAAAAAUGAUGAGAAUUCAGACAAAGAGAUGGAAGUAGAAGAAGCUCCAGAGAAAGUAAAAAUACAAACAGCACCCAAAGUAGAGGAGGAGCAAGAUUUGAAAUUUCAGAUUGGAGAACUGGCUAAUACCCUGACAAGUAAAUUUGAAUUCUUGGGCAUUAAUAGACAAUCCAUCUCCAACUUUCAUGUGUUGCUCUUACAGACUGAGACUCGGAUUGCAGACUGGCGGGAAGGUGCUCUUAAUGGAAACUACCUUAAACGCAAGCUUCAAGAUGCUGCCGAACAGCUAAAACAGUAUGAAAUAAACGCCACUCCUAAAGGCUGGUCCUGCCACUGGGACAGGGAUCAUAGACGGUAUUUCUAUGUAAACGAACAGUCGGGCGAGUCUCAGUGGGAGUUCCCAGAUGGUGAAGAGGAGGAAGAAAAUAGCCAAGCACAAGACAGUAGAGAUGAGACUCUUUCUAAACAGACCUUGAAAGACAAAACUGCCACUGAUUCGAAUUCUACAGAAUCCUCUGAGAAUUCUGCAGGUUCUCUCUGUAAAGAGUCCUUUUCUGGCCAAGUUUCUUCUUCAUCACUCAUACCACUUACUCCAUUCUGGACACUCCUUCAGUCAAAUGUGCCUGUGCUUCAACCUCCAUUGCCUUUGGAAAUGCCACCACCCCCGCCUCCGCCCCCUGAGUCCCCUCCUCCCCCUCCCCCUCCUCCUCCCCCUCCUCCUCCUCCUCCUCCACCACCUCCAGUAGAAGAUGGUGAGAUCCAGGAGGUAGAGAUGGAGGAUGAGGGGAGUGAGGAGCCUCCUGCCCCGGGGACAGAGGAGGACACUCCAUUGAAACCUUCAGCACAAACCACAGUUGUAACUAGCCAGAAUUCAGUGGAUACUACCAUCUCUAGUUCUUCUUCCAUUAAAGCAAUAAAGAGAAAGGCUACAGAAAUUAGUACAGCAGUAGUGCAAAGGUCAGCUACCAUUGGCAGUUCUCCGGUCCUCUACAGUCAGUCAGCUAUAACUACAGGUCACCAUGCAGCAGGGAUUGGUCAUGGGGCUGCAGGGAUUGGACACCAGACGCUAUCAGUUACUCAUCCAGCAACAGGAAUGGGUCAUCAGGCCAGAGGAAUGAGCCUACAGUCAAAUUACCUAGGACUGGCAUCAGCAGCGGCAAUUAUGAGCUAUGCUGAAUGUUCCGUGCCGCUUGGAGUGACUGGUCCCACACUGCAGUCUGUUCAGGCUCGAGGUGCUGUGCCUGCCACUGCCAUUAUAGAGCCACCAUCGCCACCUCCUCCCCCUCCUCCUCCACCACCACCACCAACUCCCAAAGAACCACCACCGGAGAAGGCAAAAAAGGGAAAGAAAGAUAAGGCAAAGAAGAGCAAAACCAAAAUGCCAUCUCUGGUAAAGAAGUGGCAGAGUAUACAGCGUGAGUUAGAUGAAGAGGAAAACUCUAGUUCCAGUGAAGAAGACCGGGAAUCAACUGCACAGAAGCGAAUCGAAGAGUGGAAACAGCAGCAGCUGGUCAGUGGCAUGGCAGAAAGAAAUGCUAAUUUCGAAGCCCUUCCUGAAGAUUGGCGAGCAAGACUAAAGAGAAGGAAACUGACUCCAAAUACAUAGUUUAAAUUUUUUAAAUAUUUUUAUAAUUGAUAUUGUUUAUGUUUAGUUCAGAGUCAACAAGUUUUACUGUUCUCAAUAGACUGUACAUAUUAUGGAAGAGAGCAUAUGAAUUUCCUGGGCAAGAGCAUACACGUACAAAAUUCUCACAUACGUGAAAUUUGAUUUUUCUGCUUUGCUGAAAGGUGAGGUUGCUGAAGGUUUUGGUCUUGCUGCCUUUAUUCUCAAACUGGCAAACAACCUUAGUUAGGUACAUGAACCUUAGCUGUCUGGAACAUGUGGCUUUGAGUGUAAGACCUCUGUGGAAUACUGUUGACAAUUGAAGGAUUUCCCCCACUUAAUAGAGGCUCAUUUAGUUCCUAGUAUGGCUCUGUCUGUGUUAACUUCUGCUCCAGAACAAGUGCAAUUAAGAAGGCAGCUCUGUAUUCUACCUUGCUUAACUGGGAUUAUCAGAACCUCUUUCUGACCUCUCUAGUAUACCACCCUGAAGUGCUGAGCUAUGUCAUAUUGUUUACCUUGAGCUGGUAGAGGGCUACAGUCGUAUUCUCUUACAAAUCCUAGAAGUGAAUAGCUAAGUCACUCCACACACUGAGUGGCAUAUUUAAAUUUGAAUAUGGACAGCAGCAGACAUUCAUAUCUUUGAAAACUACCAAAUGUAACAAGAGCCAUUGUAUACUUAAUGUGUCUCCAUUGUCUUAGCUUGUUUCAGAAUUUGCCUCCUUUUUAUGAUAAAGUGUGUGCCCUGCCAGACUUCCACCUCCCUUUUAUAUGUGAAUGUAUUCUCCAUAAAAUUCCAGUAUUUAAAAAAAGAAGUUUACUGUUCAGUACUUUCUAUAGUAUCACAAUCAGGUAAAAGUCACUUUAAACUGAAGAAAAGGCAAAUUGUGUUUUAAAGCUGUUUGUUUUUUUUCCAGUUACUGACCUUGUAAAUUUGUAUAUAUCCACUAAUAAAGCUUUUUUAUACUUCUGA
Erinaceus europaeus (western European hedgehog) is the source of this 4143-nucleotide messenger RNA. It is a transcript of the gene FNBP4, whose product is annotated as formin binding protein 4. The coding region runs from base 60 to 3176 and encodes 1038 amino acids. The transcript has 17 exons. Lineage: Eukaryota; Metazoa; Chordata; Mammalia; Eulipotyphla; Erinaceidae. The record is from RefSeq and is a predicted model, not a curated record. Gene Ontology annotation, molecular function: protein binding.